This is a messenger RNA of Cariama cristata (Red-legged seriema), 945 nucleotides long. Its product is annotated as phosphatidylinositol 3-kinase catalytic subunit type 3-like. The transcript is spliced from 8 exons. The annotation marks the transcript as partial. NCBI's taxonomy places the organism in Eukaryota, Metazoa, Chordata, Aves, Cariamiformes, Cariamidae. Gene Ontology annotation, cellular component: endosome; phosphatidylinositol 3-kinase complex, class III, type I; peroxisome. The record is from RefSeq and is a predicted model, not a curated record. Gene Ontology annotation, molecular function: 1-phosphatidylinositol-3-kinase activity. Gene Ontology annotation, biological process: phosphatidylinositol-3-phosphate biosynthetic process; endocytosis; phosphatidylinositol-mediated signaling.
AUCAUAGUGAGUUACCCACCGACAAAGCAGCUAACGUACGAGGAGCAGGAUCUAGUUUGGAAAUUCAGAUAUUACCUUACUAAUCAGGAGAAGGCCUUGACAAAGUUCUUAAAAUGUGUCAACUGGGACCUACCACAAGAAGCAAAGCAAGCACUGGAGCUACUAGGCAAGUGGAAGCCCAUGGAUGUGGAAGAUUCUCUAGAACUGUUGUCAUCUCAUUUCACCAACCCAACAGUUCGGCGCUAUGCUGUUGCUCGACUUCAGCAGGCUGAUGAUGAGGAUUUGCUGAUGUACCUGCUACAGUUAGUCCAGGCAUUGAAAUAUGAAAACUUCGAUGACAUAAAGAAUGGACUGGAACCUAGCAAGAGGGACAGUCAAGGUUCAAUGUCAGAGAGUGUGACAACAUCUGGAACUAAUGGUGCAGAAAUAGACAGCUCCCAGAUCAUGAGUCCUGUUCCACCUGUUUCCUCACCACCUCUUACUUCUAAGACAAAGGAGCUUGCAGAUAAUGAAAACCUUGAUCAAGACCUUUGCACUUUCUUGAUAUCACGAGCAUGCAAAAAUUCCACGUUGGCAAACUACUUGUACUGGUAUGUAAUAGUGGAGUGUGAAGACCAAGACACUCAGCAGAGGGACCCAAAGACUCAUGAAAUGUACCUAAAUGUGAUGAGAAGAUUUAGUCAGGCUUUGCUGAAGGGUGAUAAGUCUGUCAGAGUUAUGCGUUCGUUGUUGGCAGCCCAGCAGACAUUUGUAGAUCGGCUGGUUCAUGUAAUGAAAGCAGUGCAGCGUGAAAGUGGGAAUCGUAAGAAAAAGAAUGAGAGGCUUCAGGCGUUGUUAGCAGAUAAUGAAAAGAUGAAUUUAGCAGAUAUGGAGCUUAUUCCACUUCCUCUGGAACCUCAGGUGAAAAUUAAAGGGAUAAUCCCUGAAAAAGCCACACUCUUCAAG